UCCAUUCCUCAUGAUCAAACAAAUCCCACAAAACUUUCCUCAUAAUCCACAUUGACAAACCAAAACAAAAAAAAAACUUCCAAAAAAACAAUGUCACUAGCUUCAAUGCAAUCCAUCAAAGUAACAAACUCAUUAUUAUUAAACUCAUCAUCACAUUCUUGUACUUCAUUAUCUACUGUCUCAAAACUUCCAUUUUGUACAAGUAAUAAGAGGUCAACAAUUACCAUAACAUGUUCACAAGCUGAUGGUCCUUUAAGAAGACCAUCCAUUGCUAGCCCCCCAGUUAGACCAUCUGCUCCUGAGAACUCACCGCCACCGGCUCCGGUGUCUGCACCACCGGAGCCGACCGCGGUGGGUGGUCAGAAUGUGGUCACCAUGGAGUUUCAGAGACAAAAGGCCAAAGAGCUUCAGCAGUAUUUUAAGCAAAAGAAGCUUGAAGAAGCUAAUGUUGGUCCCUUUUUUGGAUUUAUUGCCAAAAAUGAAAUCUCUAAUGGGAGAUGGGCGAUGUUUGGUUUUGCUGUUGGGAUGUUAACAGAGUACGCAACAGGUUCAGACUUUGUUGAUCAAGUAAAGAUCCUCCUGUCCAACUUCGGCAUUGUAGAUUUGGAUUGAGUCUUAUCUACAUUAUUGAGAUUUAAAAAAAUGCUACUUUUUACAUCUUCCAUUCAGAAACUACUGUCAUUGUACCGCAUUUUAUUACUGUAAAUCCUCAGUGUUUAUAUAAAAUAUAAAGAAAUUUAAUCGGUUUUAGUC
This is a messenger RNA of Erigeron canadensis, 753 nucleotides long. RefSeq names its product light-harvesting complex-like protein OHP2, chloroplastic. Lineage: Eukaryota; Viridiplantae; Streptophyta; Magnoliopsida; Asterales; Asteraceae. The transcript has 2 exons. Bases 91 to 612 code for a protein of 173 amino acids. The record is from RefSeq and is a predicted model, not a curated record. Gene Ontology annotation, cellular component: chloroplast thylakoid membrane.